AAGUUUAAUCCUGCUCGUUCCGCGUUUGUGUCUCGUGUUUGUGUUCGUUUGUUUUAAGGCUUCCGUGCUAAGCUCCGGGCAGGGGCAGCUUCUUUUCAAUUCUCACCGAUUUUCCUCUCUUACAACUUCAGAUUCGGCGGUUUUUCUUGUAAGGGUGUACAGUGUACUGUGAUCAUCGCGUGUGUGUUCAUGUUUACAGCAGUUCGGUGAUAGGAAGGGGAAAGCUGUGGGGUAUCUUUUCCAUGAAUGUGUUUGUGUGUGUGUGUAGUGUGUCACUGUAGAGUGUGUUCUGUGCAAACGCUUGUUUGCAAACGUGUCUUUCUCCAUCCCGAGCAAAAGCCAACCAUUCGCCCUGAAAAUGUCUCGCGUAUCGCGUAUCGUGUCAGUGUGAUAGUGAAACAGUGUUCUGAAGGCGCAGUUUUGUCGGGGGGAGGUUUGUCGGCGUAAUAAAAGUGCGGCCGUUAUUUGUGCAAAAUUUGGCCCAACAUCUUCCAACCUUCGCCGGCAAAAAAGCCAGCGCCUCCGAUAAAAGGCAAAGAGUGAAGCUAGCGCUGGGCAACAAAAGGAAGAAAAGUGUGGUGUGUUUAAAGUUUUGUCGCUUUUUGCGUGUUUUAUCGCGUAUCGUGUUUCAGCGUUUUACGGCGUGAAAAGUGUACAACCAAAAGCAAAAGAGUGUGUGUAUGCUGAUCCUACCCCGGCGGUUGGAUUAUGCACCGUGGGAUAAUGAAGAAACAAAUUUAACGGUUCCACUAGCAGGCUGGCGAACCCACCGACACCACCGACCGCAGCCCGGGACGCAAUGCUGGGCAAGCUGAAAAUGGCGGACAAGCAGAAGUACUCGGCACAGGAGACGAUACAGGCAAAGCUGCUCUUCUUCCCCGAGGGUACGCGCGGCAACGGUGACAAGCUGCUGCCAUUCAAGAAGGGAUGCUUCCACGUCGCCGUCGAAUCGCAAGCCUUCAUUCAACCGGUGGUCAUUUCGAAGUACCAUUUUUUGAAAUCCAAAGCGAAGAUCUUUAAACGAGGGCAAAAUAUCAUCAAAAUUCUACCGGAAGUGUCCUGCGCGGGCCUUUCCAAGGACGACAUUCCAGCGCUGAUGGAACGGGUACAGAAGAUGAUGCAGCGGGAGUACGAACAGCUGUCGGAGGAGUCCCUUUCGAUCAACAAUAUUAGUGAGGUGCAUUAGACUCAGCGAUUGGCGGUGGGUCUCCUCAGGCUCUGUACACGUGCAAUACAAAACAAUUGACCUGGGCAAUGAAUGUUUUAGGGGUUUAGGAAAAGAAAUCAAAAGCAGAAAAGACAGAGAGGAAUGCUGUCACCAAGUGCUUUUUUCCAGGUAUGGGAAGAAGUAGACAGGUUUACCAAUAUCAUCAUCAUCGCCUUAUCGCUACCGGAUAGACAGUAUAAAACAAACCUCCUCAUUGAACAGAGAGCUUAGUAGUGGCGAUUAGCGUUCGGUUUUUGUAUUUACCGGGAUGUGUGAAUUUAAGUUAUGUCUCUUCCACAGUCCAUUUUUUUCCCCUUCCAACAGGCACCUUUAGUUAUUGAAGAUUGAAAAAAUACGGCUAGCCAGUGUAGC
Messenger RNA from Anopheles gambiae (African malaria mosquito), 1579 nucleotides. Its product is annotated as 1-acyl-sn-glycerol-3-phosphate acyltransferase alpha. Gene Ontology annotation, cellular component: endoplasmic reticulum. The record is from RefSeq and is a predicted model, not a curated record. Gene Ontology annotation, molecular function: 1-acylglycerol-3-phosphate O-acyltransferase activity. The transcript is spliced from 4 exons. Bases 800 to 1186 code for a protein of 128 amino acids. NCBI's taxonomy places the organism in Eukaryota, Metazoa, Arthropoda, Insecta, Diptera, Culicidae. Gene Ontology annotation, biological process: phosphatidic acid biosynthetic process.